AUGGUCACAUAUAUCGAUUUCCUAUUGAUCGCGUCCCUCGUUGGGGCCGGCGUCGGCACCGCUGUUCCUCCCAGGGCCAGAAUCGGCACCACUGACCUCAACCACAAUGCUGGGGCCGGCAAGGUCUCCAUCAAGCAGGUGGCCCGAGGCAAGAAAAUCUUCAAUGGUGCUCUUUCCGUCAAAGAGACGUACUUGAAGUUCGGCAUUCCAGUCCCCGAGUACCUGGAACAAGCCGUCCAGAACUUCGCUGUUGACCGCCGAGACACAGGGAGUGUUUCCGCCAACCCCAUCGACGAAUACGACGAUGCCUACGUAUCGCCUGUGUCCAUUGGCACGCCGCCGCAGACGCUGGACCUCGACUUCGAUACGGGGUCGUCCGAUUUCUGGGUGUUUAGCAGCGAGACGCCCUCAACCCAGGUCAGCGGUCAGUCCAUCUACACACCGUCCAAAUCCAGCACCGCCAAGUCCUUGUCCGGGUACACCUGGAGCAUCUCGUACGGAGACGGCAGCUCUUCGAGCGGAGAUGUCUACACGGACACUGUUACCAUCGGUGGCCUCACCGUCGCAAGCCAGGCCGUCGAGGCAGCCAAGAAGGUCUCAAGCUCGUUCACAUCCGAGAGCGCCAUUGAUGGCCUUGUCGGGCUUGGCUUUGACAGCUUGAACACCGUCAAGCCUACGGCACAGAAGACUUUCUUCAGCACGGCCAAGGCCCAGCUUGACGAGCCUCUUUUCACUGCUGACCUCAAGUACAAGGCCCCCGGCACCUACAACUUCGGCUACAUCGACGAAGCCGCCUACACCGGCACCAUCACCUACGUUCCUGUGACCACCAACCCGGGCUACUGGACUUUCACCUCGUCCGGCUACGCUGUCGGCACCUCCUCCUUCGUCUCUACCAGCACCAGCGGCAUUGCUGACACCGGUACCACCCUGCUUUACCUUCCCGCCACAAUCGUCAGGGCCUACUAUGCCCAGGUCACGGGAUCUUCCAACAGUAACACCUACGGCGGCUACGUAUUCCCCUGCAGUGCUACCCUGCCCAGUUUCACCUUUGGUGUUAGUGGCGCUAGAAUCAUCAUCCCGGCUAAAUAUAUAAACUACGGUGCCGUUACUACGGGCAGCUCGACUUGUUUCGGUGGGCUGCAGUCCAGUGCCGGUAUCGGUAUCAACAUCUUUGGCGAUGUUGCCUUGAAGGCCGCUUUUGUUGUGUUCAAUGGUGCUUCUACCCCUACUUUGGGUUGGGCUAACAAGACUUUGGCAUAA
Molecule: messenger RNA, 1263 nt
Organism: Pseudomassariella vexata
Lineage: Eukaryota; Fungi; Ascomycota; Sordariomycetes; Amphisphaeriales; Pseudomassariaceae
Product: aspartic-type endopeptidase-like protein
Exons: 2
Coding region: 1-1263 (420 amino acids)
Biological process (GO): proteolysis
Molecular function (GO): aspartic-type endopeptidase activity
Source: RefSeq, a predicted model, not a curated record